GAGAGAGAGAGAGAGAGAGGGGUAGCCAGGUAGGGCGAGCCAAGGUCCAGCAAAAAGAAAGAGAGGAGGGGGUCCAUUUCAUAGAUACAACUCAUAGGGCGAGAGAGAGAGAAGAGAGAGGUGAAGGGCAAACAAAGGCCAUGCGGCGGCUGGUAGGCUUGUUCAGAUGAAAGGACGAAGAUCUACAUACUAUGGCCUGCUCUUCUCGACUUUCUGAUGAUGCAUCUUUUUCUUCUCUCUUUCGUUUCCUUUUCACUUCUCUCUUCUUGAAGAUUUGUUCAUGGAAGGCAAAAGAUUUGAUGCGGGAGUGAGGGUUUAUUUCCCUUUAGCUUGUCUUUGGAAGCACUAACUCUUCUAUUAGGUGUACUCUUGAGAAGGCCUUCGCCACCCCCUGACUUCUGGGUCAUCGAUAUUACCCUCUUUACAGAGAACACGGACCCUAAUUAUUCCAAAGCCGUUACUUCUGUAGAUUUUAAGCUAGAGUUUCCUUUCAUUAUUGGAGCACAAGAUGGCGCAUCACCACCCAGAGAAGCUAGGGACUAUGAUCUCUCCAGCUUUCAGCUACGACGACUUCUCCUCCACUAGAAACUCCAUGAUCCAGAGCUUCGAGCCCAACCAGGAGCUGUACAGCCUUCAAGCCGGGAUGGAGAUGCUGGGGAGAGGCUUCUUCCCCAAGGUGGGCAGCAGCUCCUCCAGCAUCGGAGGAGAGCUCUCCCAAUCGCCGAACGAGAAUCUUAUGGUCACGGCCGAGACCGCGGCGACAACGACGAUGUUGAAUUUGUGGCAGCGGUCGAACCGGAUGCUGGGCGAGGAUAACUCGCUGAGGUGUCUAUUGCCUACCGAAGGGAACCAGCAGCCCAACCAGGGACUGUCCUUGUCCCUGUGCAACCCCGAGCCCUCCGAGGCGAUCGCCGGCAUGGAACAGCCCUUCCGUCAGCAGCACCUCUCCGCCAAUUCAAGGGAUGAAUUGUUCCCAAAAUCCACGUACGUACUUGAAGACCGGAGGCUCUUUCCACAAUCCUAUCAGCAAGUACAGCAGCUAAAGCACUCCAAAUACUUGAUUCCAGCUCAAGAACUGCUCAACGAGUUCUGUAGUCUAGGUCGGGGCAGCAGCUCCUCGAAGCACAAGUCUCACAAAACAAACCAAUGGGAGGAAGGAGGGUCUUCUUCCAACUCUUCAUGGAACCAAUCCCUCUGCUCUCUUGACAUUAUUGAGCUGCAGAAGAGGAAGGCUGAGCUCUUGUCGAUGCUAGAAGAGGUGGAUAGGAGGUACAAGAAAUAUUGUGAGCAAAUGAGGACGGUGGUCUUGUCAUUUGAGGCGGUGGCCGGAGAAGGAGCCGCUAUGGUCUACUCUACCCUGGCAUCCAAGGCCAUGUCGAAGCACUUCCGGUGUCUGAGGGAUGGGAUUGUUGGCCAGAUCCAGGAGACAAAGAAGGCUAUGGGAGAUAAGGACCCGGUUGCACCAGGGACGACCAGAGGUGAGACCCCGAGGCUCAAACUGCUCGACCAGUGCCUCAGACAGCAGAAAGCAUUUCAGCAGCCUGGAUUGAUGGAGAGCCACCCAUGGCGGCCGCAACGGGGCCUACCAGAGCGCUCCGUAUCGAUCCUUCGAUCAUGGCUUUUUGAGCAUUUUCUUCACCCGUACCCCAGCGAUGUCGAUAAGCAUAUAUUAGCUCGGCAAACCGGACUCUCUAGGAGCCAGGUCAACAAUUGGUUCAUAAACGCACGGGUCAGGCUAUGGAAACCAAUGGUGGAGGAGAUGUACUUGGAAGAAACGAAGGAGCAGGACAAGCAGACCUCCAAUGGGGAGAACAGUAACGACAACAACGCCCGGACAGGCGAGCUACAGUCCAACCGAAACCCUAACCCUAAUUCUAGCUCCUUGCAGUCGCAUGCCGAGGACCAGAAGCCCACACCAGGCCAGCUCCUCAACGACUCAGAUUCCCUCUCCUCCAUCAUCAAUAGCAGCCACCACCGCGCCGACGCAAGGGAUCCCAUGAGCAGCAAGUUUCCCUACCACGACGCUCGGCGACACCACCCGGUCCCGAGGGCUGAGAACUUCGGUGCAGUGGACUUGGACUUCACUUCCUACGGUGAGUGCAGCAAUCACAACUUCGGCGGUGGCGUCUCGUUAACUCUGGGCCUGCAGCAGCACAGCGGAGGGGGCAUGAGCCUGUCGUUCUCCCCGGCCUCUCAGCACCCUCUGCUCUUCUCCGGAGAGCAGAUGGAGGACUGCCAGCCGAGCCAGUUCUCUAUCAUUGAUGGGGAGGCUCAGAACCUUCCUUAUAGAAACCUGAUGGGAGCUCAGAUGCUGCAUGACUUGGCCGGGUAGAGAAGAGUCGAGGGGGCCGGAGGGUCUCCGUGUGGGGGUUAAGGAUAGGGACAUACUAACGGUAAGUGGGUGGAUAUGGUAUACUUGGCCAGUGUUUUGGGUGGGUACGAUAAAAUAGGUGGGUGGGUCGGUCCUGUACUGUAAGUUUUGGUUCCUAAGUAGGUGGUGGAUGUGGACAAUGUCGUCGCAUGAAUUGGGCAGAUGUGCCGUCAUUGUUUGGUGCAGGAAUAUACGUAUACUGUUUUGUAGAGUCCUUGGAUACACAUAUUAAUUACUUCCACUGGUGCAGCACAUGGAAUAC
This is a messenger RNA of Phoenix dactylifera (date palm), 2633 nucleotides long. Its product is annotated as homeobox protein BEL1 homolog. Gene Ontology annotation, molecular function: DNA binding. Lineage: Eukaryota; Viridiplantae; Streptophyta; Magnoliopsida; Arecales; Arecaceae. The record is from RefSeq and is a predicted model, not a curated record. Gene Ontology annotation, biological process: regulation of DNA-templated transcription.